AUGGAAUUUGAAUACGACGAUACACCGUUAUCAUAUUAUGCAUUUCUCGUAUGUGAAAUUCUAUCAAAUUUGGAUAGUCAAGUCGACUUAUUCUCUUGUAGCUUGGUGUCUCGUCUAUGGAACACUUGCGCCACUCCCCUUUUAUGGAAAGCACCAAUCUUGAAACGAUACUCAACUCUACAAAAGUUCAUAGCAACUCUAUAUCAAAAUAAAUAUAGCAGAACAACAUACUCGUAUGGUUGUUUAAUUCAAAAAUUAGAUUUAUCUCGAUUAGCGAACAAUAUACCGGCCGCGGAACUUGGUUUGAUCUCUGAAAGUUCUGCCGUAUUGAAAUAUUUGGAUUUUUCAAAUGUUACUGAAUUGCGCGAGGAAAGUUUGUGUCGAAUCGCGAUCAAAUGUACUCAAUUAAGAUCAAUUAAAUUAAUUAAUCUUCCGCAUAUAACUGAUCACUCGUUACAACAAUUAUUGCAACGAUGUCAAAAUUUAGAAUGUCUGGCGAUUGGUGAUUGUACUCGGUUAACGAAUGCGGGAUUAAUUGAAAUUGCGAAUCAUGCACAUUCUUUAACAACGUUAGAGAUUUAUUUGACAAAUACUCCAACAAAACAUACAUUUUCGCGUAUUAUAAAAAGCUGUCGAAAUCUCAAAAAUCUCCAUAUUUGGGAUUGUGUGGAAUUAGAUGAUGCUUCGGCACUCACGAUCGCAGAAAAUCUAGCAGAAACUUUGGAAUCUUUGAUUUUACAUAAUCCGCCAAAGCUUACGGAUACUUCAUUAACAGAGAUUGCAACAAAUUGUAAAAAUUUACGCCAUUUUGGACUUGAACCACACGGAGGAGUGACAAAUGCGACAUUGAUCGCAUUAGCAAACAAUGCACAUAAUUUAAAAUCAUUAAAACUAUCGCUUCGUGAUGCUUUAAAUAUUACAAAUGAUGGAUUCUUAGCAUUAGCAGAUCGAUUAGAUAAUCUCUCAAAUAUACAAAUUCAAGAAUCCCGAUCAAAAAACAUUACUGAUGUUUCACUGAGUAUGCUAGCGAUAAGAGGCGCGAGGACAUUAACAUCACUGCAUAUAUAUAACAGUUCCUUCUCUGAUUCUUUAUUGAGGGUGAUCGAGAGUAAUCAACCACCAAUUAAUGAUCUUUGUCUUUUCGGCCUAGCCAAUAUCACAGAUCAACCAUUGAUUGCUCUAUUACGAAGUAUUUCUGGAACGUUAACUUCCCUACAAAUAUCAUAUUGUGAUCAAAUUACCGAGGAUGUCUACGUUAAUGGAUUAGGUGUUUACGGUGGAAACUUGAAAAAAUUAAGUUUGUUUCCAUCUAACGAAAUUACUAUUGAUGGUCUGCGUGCCAUUUCAACUGGAUGCUCUGGAUUAAAGGAAUUUUAUUUGGCCAGCACAGAAGAUGCGCCUGCAUCGCUCAUUCCUGUCGUAAUAUCACGACUGCGUGAUCUCGAAGAACUUCGUAUUCGAAAUUGUCCGAAUAUGGAGGUUCAGCAUAUUCACACGAUACUAUGUGGAUGCCGUCGCCUAAAAGAAUUCUUUUUGGGACGAAGUCGUCAUGUAACACAAGAAUUUGUCGACGAAUAUAAUAUGGAGGGUAAAGGACGACCAUUAUUAGUGUUGGGGCCUUGA
This is a messenger RNA of Ambispora leptoticha, 1623 nucleotides long. The record is from the annotation of a GenBank genome assembly. Lineage: Eukaryota; Fungi; Glomeromycota; Glomeromycetes; Archaeosporales; Ambisporaceae.